AUGUGCUGGCACUGCGUGCACGGCUGGCUCGCUGCCCUGGCCCUGCUGUGGACCCUGGUGCUGUGCCGCGGCCUGCGCCGCCCCGUGCCCCAUCCGCAUGUGCCGUGCUACAGCGCCGGUGACCUGCGCGACGGCGAAGCCCCCGCUCCGCUGCUGGCCCGCAGCCUGCGCUGGGACCACUACGUCCCGGUGCAGUUGGUACCGCAGCUCGAGCGCCUGCAGGACAGCCCCGGCCACCGGCGGCACCGCCGGCACGGGGAGCACGCCUGCCCCGCGCUGCAGCUGCGCACCGGGCUGCACAGCGAGCCCCACGAGCGCUCCAUCUCCCCGUGGAGAUACCGCAUCGAUGAGGACGAGGACCGGUACCCGCGCAAGCUGGCCUUCGCUGAGUGCCUCUGCAGUGGCUGCGUGGACGUCAAGACGGGCCGGGAGACGACGUCGCUCAACUCGGUGCCCAUCCACCAGACCAUGAUGGUGCUGCGGCGCAAGCCCUGCCCGCGUCCCGCCGGCCCCGGCCUGGUCACCUUCGAGGUGGACUACAUCAGGGUGCCUGUGGGCUGUACAUGUGUCCUGCCCCGCACCGGGCGCUGAGCAUCGCCACCCCCAAGCUCCCGUGGAGCCCCAUAGCGUGACCGUGUCACCGCAUCCACCCUGACCCGUGCUUGUUUUAGA
Molecule: messenger RNA, 672 nt
Organism: Pezoporus flaviventris
Lineage: Eukaryota; Metazoa; Chordata; Aves; Psittaciformes; Psittacidae
Gene: IL17C
Product: interleukin 17C
Exons: 3
Coding region: 1-591 (196 amino acids)
Biological process (GO): inflammatory response
Cellular component (GO): extracellular region
Molecular function (GO): cytokine activity
Source: RefSeq, a predicted model, not a curated record